AUGUUGGCCCUUCUGGAAGGCAGACACCUGAUGGAGCUGCGGUCUUCCCAGCCUGUGGGGAUAAACUCCACUGAUUGGUUCACACUCUUCAGACUGAGUACUGAUAGAUUGACCCUCCCCAGCCUGCGGGGCUAAACUCUUAACUCUGGGGAUCAUUAAAUGUGUCUGGGAGUCUGCAUAGAGAGUCUUAAUAAGUCAUUGAUGACAUAAACCACCAUGACAGCUCUAAUAGACUUUGCUGCUGGAGAGUUCAGCUAGUUGCUCUGUCUCAACUUCAUAUUGUCAGAUCACUGCAUCGCUUUAUUUGAGUAAGCGUUAGCCUCUGUCUCGACUAUCGCUAUUAGAAAUCCUCCCCUUCUUUGGUGCGCUUCAGUAGACUGAAUUUCAACAGGUACGACUGUAUGAACCGCUUCCUGUGUGGUCUCAGGGAGAAGAAUGUUUGACUGUCUUCAGAGAAUCUCCACUUGAAUGCUGUUUUUUAGUAUUAGUGUGUUUACUUUGACCUGUGAGAAAUCAAUUUUUUUGUUGGCUCUCCGUCUCUUCUGUAAAUAUUGAAUAUGUCAAGCAGCCCACUUUAGAACACCUUACUGAACACACAGUACUUUUCUGUCCUGACAAUAACACAGCUGACCAUGUGGCUGGCGAUCAAAUCAAACAGCUUUAUUGACAAGAUACCUGAGAAAGAUUACAGACUUCUGUACAAAAGAUCUCACACCCUUGACUCAUCAAACUGUGGUAAAUACAGGCAAAGUGCAGCGUUACUGGAGGCAACUCUUCUGGUUGAUGCCUUGCAGUCAUUUUGUGGAAAAAUACUCAACAUGACAUGUUUGCAUUUUGGUAACCUGUACUUCAAUUCACAUGUGACCCUCUUAUUUAUCUUGAUCCAGUAUCUCUGAUACAUAUGGCUUGGUUCCCUUACUACCUUGAUGCCACAUGUAAAGCUGAACAAAAAUGGAAGUUGCAAAAACAAAGAUGAAUUAGUCCUAAAUGUUGGUUUUUGUUUACAGGGAAGGCAUAUCCCCCAGAGUUCUACUACGACACGUACAGUCCUCUGUGGCAGAACCGGCCUACAGUCUACGGCUUCAAACUGCAAUGGACCCAGAUGAACCCCAACGCUGUGGACCGCAUUGUGGCCUACCGCCUCGGCAUACGACAGGUAGGUGUGUGCAUGCGUGGUCCUCUGUAGCUCAAUUGGUAGAGCAUGGCGCUUGUAACGCCAGGGUAGAGGGUUCGAUCCCCAGGACCACCCAUACGUAAAAAUGUAUGCGCACAUGACUGUAAGUCGCUUUGACUAAAAGCGUCUGCUAAAUGGCAUAUUAUUAUUAUUAUGUGGGUGUGCACUCUAACCCUAAACCUGGAUGUAAAAAGGCCUUACAUAUGACAGAAAAGUGACAUGAUAGAGGGAAUAUCAGAAUAACCAGUCAGGGACUUAGAGGCUCUGUAGAUAUUCCCAACCCAUAUUCUAUGCAUUGCUUGCUUGUUAUUGUUCACGUGGACUGCUCCAUCGGCCCAGUGGAGAGAGAAAACAUGUGGAGAAAGGAGUGGCAGCCAUUGGUCCUUUUUACCUGCAGAUGAAGGAAAGGCUUCAGAUGACAGGCAGUCAGCAUUGAUUUAUGGUUUGCCUAGGCUACUUUAAGAAUGUCAAUCUCUCUCUCCUUCCCUCUACCGCUGAUCCAUUUACAUUUUAGUCAUUUAGCAGACACUCUUAUCCAGAGCGACUUACAGUUAGUGAGUGCAUACAUUAUUAUUUUUUAUAUAUAUUUUUCAUACUGGCCCCCCGUGGGAAUCGAACCCACAACCCUGGCGUUGCAAACGCCAUGCUCUACCAACUGAGCUACAUCCCUGCAGGCCAUUCCCUCCCCUACCCUGGACGACGCUGGGCCAAUUGUGCGCCACCCCAUGGGUCUCCCGGUCACGGCCGGCUACGAUAGAGCCUGGAUUCGAACCAGGAUCUCUAGUGGCACAGCUAGCACUGCGAUGCAGUGCCUUAGACCACUGCGCCACUUGGGAGUAGUGAUCCCUCCUCUCUCUUUUUCUCUCUUUUCUCACUGUCUGACACUUCCUACAUUAUAGUGAAAGACAAUAGUCCCCCAUCUAGCUUUUUCAACAGCAACUGUUUCGUCACCCAAUUGUAUUACAUUAACAUGUUGGUAGCGUCAUUAAGCUGAGGCUUGAUGCCACUUUAUGUGGUCUCUUUCGUUGUACCCAUAACCCCCUACUGUGACAAUGUGGCACCCUCCCUUUGGUCACAGCAGGCAUUGACUUUCAGAACAUACAGAAAUAUAAUGUAGAAAUGUACGCUACUGUAGGUCUCUGCAUGGGCCUGUCUGUCUGUUGACGGUCUGAGAAUGUUGAUCAUGGCAGCCUUGAUCGCAAUAACCACAACGAUUACAGGGAAAUAUUUAUAGAUUGAUUUCAGGGCUGUAUGCUAUUGUAUUUGUUAACCUUUAUUGGUUAAGUGUAAGCUCUUAUUCAGAACCACUGCAUUACAGGCGACAGUUAAGCCUUCUGAACUGACGUCCUCACAUUUCUGCCCAAACUGAGUGAGUCUAAUACAGAGUCUAAUAGUUGUAGUUCUAAUCAGUUUUUCCGAUAAAUAGUAUAAUUCCAUAUUUGUUUCCUACUACACCCCGUCCUGAAUUUACGCUUGAAAAACCCAUUAAAACCGGGCUUGUUUGUGUACCGCAAGGAUUUAUCUGUCAACGAUCUCAUUCGGCCUGUUUGAUAAUACAUUUGGUUGCAUUCACGUGAUUCGUUCAUUCGCCGUGGUACGCCGGCUUCCUGCUUCCAGGCAGGCUGGUUUUUGAGACCUUGCCAGGAAGACACAUUUACUCUCCCUUCGCUGGAAUUCAACUGGUCCUUUUCACAGUUUCACAGAUUAAUUCUGCGCUGGUGCUAAAUUGGGCCCACAAUAAUUCAGCAAUCACAUUAACAUUACAAUCUCUUCUGCUGUUGUUUGGAGAGAAAAAGAAAAGGCAAGGAAAUAGUCCUGCCUGUUUGCUCACUCUUGCUUUUGUUUUUUUAUCUCCUACCUGGCAAGCAGAAAAUCAUUGUUUGCGGGAAUUCAUUUUCUUUCCACUUUUUUUCCUCCCAUGGCUACCUCAAGGUAGUGAAGUGCAUCUCAACUAGGCUGUGUAUCCCGGGCCUCCCUACCUGCUGUUGUCUUAGAUACAGGAGGUGUUAUGCUUUAGGGGAGUUAAGAGGGAGCCUAUCGGUAACAUUUACCUUUAAGGUGAGCCUCUUCAUGUUUAAUCUGCCAAGAAAUGAUUGAACCCUUUUUCUUUUCCACUUCCACAAUGAGCGUUCUGUUUUCAUCGCUCUUUGCGAUUGAGAAAGCAAUGGGACAUGAAUGAGUAAGGAGGAGAGAGGGAACGAGAGAGAGAGGGAGAGUGAGAGGGAGGGAGGGAGGAGGAGGAAGCAAUGACAGCCUUAUCCUUCUUACUCUUCUCUUUCUGUCUCUCUCUCGCCUCCUCCUCCUCAGUCAAUUGAUCUGUCAGUCAGUGUUGGAUCAGUGAGCGGGGCGAAGAGCAGCACAGAUCAAUAGCAGCAGACUAAUUACAUGCAGCCAAUCUGUCUCCCCCCUCUCUCUCUCUCUCUCUCUCUCCUAAUGUUGAAAGCCAUUUUGAUUAGUCCUAUGUUUCACUAUGCUCCCUUCCAUUUGAUCAACUUCUCUGGUUCUUAAAGGUACCAUAAAAAUCCCUCAAACUGUUGCUGCAGUCAAGUGAAUUUAAAUGUGAUAGGGCACUCUGCCUCUGUCUGACUCCCUGUGAAGAAACACUACGAGUGAAAGGUAAUGAGAUACACGCAGAAAAUGAUAAUUGCAUCAAGUCAAACAAACAUUAAUGGGAGAAUAAAACAGAAGCACCAAACCUAAAGAAGUCGAACAGAGAUGCACUGUUGCAAAUCACAUUAAAAUAGUAAAAGGCUUCUGUAGAUAGCAAUUAUAGAUUUAAUUAACUAUUUAAAAGACUAUUCUGUUCCCUGAUGACGGAAAGAUGGAGUCAUCAGCUUCCAUUUGUUCAGUCAGAGUUUUAGGCGAAGUGGUUCUGGAGCCAGGAUUGGCAUUUAAGGCCUCCAUCUGCCCCUAACAGCAUUGUACACACUUAAUCAUUCACACACACACAUGCAUGGAUACUCACAUGCACUCAUAUGCACAUAUACACAGCGACGCACAUUCAUGCACACACACACACACACACACACACUUCAUCAGACUCAUCUCCGAACCCUUCCAAUUCAUGCCAAUUAGCAGAGGUGCCUUUUGGACUCUGUGGUACAGUGGAAAUUAAAAGGGUUGGGGCAAACUGUUACAGCCUGUCUACAAUUAUAAAUAACAGACAAAACCAGAGCUAUUUACCUGUGAACCUAACUCUUACUUGGUAAUUACAGAGCAGACACACACUGGUUAAUUACUUAAUUGGCUCUGGCCUACCAAACACACCCACAAAUGCACACACAUGAACACACACACACACACAGCGCAUCCUUACAAACUCAUCCAUCGCUUCGCUCUCUCCUCGGAGCUAUAGAGAGAGAUCUAUCAGAGGGAGGAGGAGCUCUCUGAGCUCGCUCCGAGUCGAGCGAGAGGAUCGAGAGAUCUCUAGCGAGCGCAGUCUAGAGAUAGUAGCCUCUCUCUCUAUCUCUCUCUAUCGCUAUAUCUAUCUCUAGUCUCUCUCUCUCUCUCUCUCUCUCUCUCUCUCUUCUCUCUCUCUCUCUCUCUCUCUCUCGUCUCACUCUCCCUUUCUCUCUAUCCUGGCAACAUUCAUUCACAAUGGCAUAUGGUGACUAUUUGUGAUGCAAAAGCUGUUACCAUUCUCUUUUCCAGGUCUCUGCUAUCCUAACUGAUCCUCUAGGAGAAAAUACACCCCUCUUUUUCCUUGUUCUCUCUCAUGUUCAAGCCCUUUGAUGGUUCCCAAUGAAUGUGGAAUGCAUCACUUUGCUUCUUUGAAUUCCACACUGGUUCAAAGCCACUUUGCCAUUGUAUCACCAGGCAAGAAUAGCAGUGACCGUGUGAUGAUGACUUAAAUUAGAUCAUCACCUGAAAGCAGGUUCACGGGAGAGCAACAUAUAAAGAUGUGAUGGAAAAUUCUGUUUACGGUUAGUCUCUUUUAAGAUAGCGGCCCGGUCUGUGUGAUGGGAUGGAUAGAGAAACAUGUGGACUGUGGUUAGAGGGAAACUUCAAAGAUGACCAUGUUUGAUGAGAGGCUGUUGAUAAGGAUGAGAAGGGAAAGGCAUGAAGUCUUGAGAAUGCAUCACUACUGGUCAUGCCCCCUUCCUUGUAGAGCUUUAUAGACUACAUUCAGGACACUCAUUCCAAUUCAAUCUGAUUCAACCUGUACUCACUGUUCUUCUCUGUUUAUGAAGGCAACACUGGUUUGAAUCACCGGAAUGUGGGAGACUCAUAGUGUUCUUUGAACUGUGUGUGUGUGUGUGUGUGUGUGUGUGUGUGUGUGUGUGUGUGUGUGUGUGUGUGUGUGUGUGUGUGUGUGUGUGUGCGUGUGCGUGUGCGUGUGCGUGUAUGCAUGCCCCUGGAUUCAUGCAUGUGUGUGUGUUCGUUCCACUAAUUCUAACUCUGUUGUAAUGUGUCCUCCCAUCCAGACGGGGCUCCAGCGGUGGUGGGAGCAGGAGAUCCCCGUGGAUGGAACCAUCACCAAGGGAGAGCUGAUCACACACAACCUGACAGAGCUCAUCAAGCCUGCAGCCUACGAGGUGCGCCUCACCCCCAUCACACGCUUCGGAGAGGGGGACUCCACCAUCAGGAUCAUCACCUACAGUGGUGAGUAAACCACUGGAUCGGUCUCUGUAUGUUUCGGGUUGCAAAUUCCGGUAAUUUUCCCCUAAUUCCCAGGAUUUACAGAUAUCCUGGUUGGAGAAUUCUGGAUAUUCUGCUAAUUCCUUCUGAUUCCAGGAAUAUUCCUAGACAUUUUGGGAAAGAUACUAGAAUUUGGUCGAUUUGAUUGGGAAUGUAACAACACCAAGCAGGCGUAUAUUGUAUGAUGAUUAAGCUAAAAAUAUGAAAAUGAGGACAAGAAAUAUUCAAUGUGAAGUGUGAAUGAAGUCAGUGGUCUCCUACUGUGGUCCUGAACUACUGCUACAGCUACAGGGUAACAUCCUUCAUUAGGUAUGUGUGUCAUCCUGUGAUGAUCCUGUGAUGAUGUAGUCAUGACAACUAGACCUCUGAACACAGCGUAACAGUAAGAGGUUGUUAACAACAGGAAGACGAGGCAGGUUGCUAACAGACAGAGAGGUCAGUUGUCAGGGCAGAUAGUCACUGAUUAAGAUAUUGACUAGAUCAUCCAGUGCCCUGAUAGAUAAUAAAGUGCAUACUUAUUGAUCUGACAAAAUCCAUUAGAUUGUUGACAGCAAGUGAAGCUAUCGUAGCUGGCUAGGCUAUCUAUACUAGCUAACCCCAAAUUAAAAUAAAAUGUUGACAGUGAGCUACAGGAGCUAGCUUGGCUAGCAUGCCAACCCAGAGAGCCAAAAACACAUACAGUGCCUUUAGAAAGUAUUCACUCCCCUUGACUUUUUCCACAGUUUGUUGUGUUAAAAUGGGAUUCAAAUGGAUUUAGAUGUCAUUUUUGGUCAAUGAUCUUCACAAAAUACUCUGUAAUGUCAAAGUGGUAAAACAAUUCUAACAUUUUUUUUUAAUAAAAUGAAGUAUAAAACACUAAUAUAUCUAUAAGUAUUCAUCCCCCUGAGUCAAUACAUAUUAGAAACACAUUUGGCAGAUAGUCUUUUUGGGUAAGUCUUUGCACACCUCGAUUGUACAAUAUUUGCCCAUUAUUCUUUUUUAAAUUCUUCAAUCUGUCAAGUUGGUUGUUGAUCAUUGCUAGAAAGCCAUUUUCAAGUCUUGCCAUAGAUUUUGAAGACAAUUUAAGUCAAAACUGUAACUAGGCCACUCAGGAACAUUCAAUGUCAUCUUGGUAAGCAAUUCCAGUCUAGAUUUGGCCUUGUGUUAUAGGUUAUUUUCCUGCUGAAAGGUGAAUUUUUCUCCCAGUGUCUAUUGGAAAGCAGACUGAACCAGGUUUUCCUCUAGGAUUUUGCCUAUGCUUAGUUGUAUUCUGUUUCUAUUUAUCCAACAAACAAAAAAACUCCAUAGUCCUUGCCGAUGACAAGCAUACCCAUAACAUGAUGCAGCCACUGCCAUGCUUGAAAAUUUGAAGAGUGGUACUCAGUGAUGUGUUGUGUUGGAUUUGCCACAAACAUAACGAUUUGUAUUCAGGACAAAAAGUUAAUUUCUUAAGUGCCUUGUUGCAAACAGGAUGCAUGUUUUGGAAUAUUUUUAUUCUGUACAUGCUUUCUUCUUUUCACUCUGUCAUUUAGGGUCGUAUUGUGGAGUAACUACAAUAUUGUUGAUCCUUCCUCAGUUUUCUCAUAUCACAACUAUUAAACUCUGUAAAUGUUUUAAAAUCACCAUUGGCCUCAUGGUGAAAUCCCUGAGCAGUUUCUUUCCUUUCCGGCAACUGAGUUAGGAAGGAUGCCUGUAUCUUUGUAGUGACUGGGUGUAUUGAUACACCAUCCAAAGCCUAAUUAAUAACUUCACCAUGCUCAAAGGGAGAUUCAGUGUCUGCCUUUUUCAUUUUUACACAUCUACGCUAUAUAUACAGAAAUAUGUGGACACCCUUUAAAAUGAGUUAAUUCUGUUGCUGACAGGUGUAUAACAUCGAGCACACAACCAUGCAAUCUCCAUAAACAAACAUUGGCAGUAGAAUGGCCUUACUGCAGUGACUUUCAACGUGGCACCGUCAUAGGAUGCCACCUAUCCAACAAGUCCGUUUGUCAAAUUUCUGCCCUGCUAGAGCUGCCCCGGUCAACUGUAUGUGCUGUUAUAGUGAAGUGGAAACUUCUAGGAGCAACAACGGCUCAGCCGUGACGUGGUAGGCCACACAAGCUCACAAAACGGGACCGCCGAGUGCUGAAGCGCGUAAAAAUCAUCUGUCCUCGGUUGUAACACUCACUACCGAGUUCCAAACUGCCUAUGGAAGCAAUGUCAUCACAAUAACUGUUCUUCAUGAAAUGGGUUUCCAUGGCCGAGCUGCCGCACACAAGCCUAAGAUCACCAUGCGCAAUGCCAAGUGUCGGCUGGAGUGGUGUAAGGCUCUCUGCCAUUGGACUCUGGAGCAGUGGAAACGUGUUCUCUGGAGUGAUGAAUCACGCUUCACCAUCUGGCAGUUCGACAGACAAAUCUGGGUUUGGCGGAUGCCAGGAGAACGCUACCUGCCUGAAUGCAAAGUGCCAAGUGUAAGUUGGUGGAGGAGGAAUCAAGGUCUGGGGCUGUUUUUCAUGGUUUGGGCUAGGCCCCUUAGUUCCAGUGAAGGGAAAUCUUAAUGCUACAGCAUACAAUUACAUUGUAGAUGAUUCUGUGCUUCCAACUUUGUGGCAACAGUUUGGGGAAGGCCCUUUCCUGUUUCAACAUGACAAUGCCUCCGUGCACAAAGCGAGGUCCAUACAGAAAUGGUUUGUCGAGAUCUGUGUGGAAGAACUUGACUGGCCUGCACAGAGCCCUGACCUCAACCCCAUCGAACACCUUUGGGAUGAAUUGGAACGACGACUGCGAGCCAGCCCUAAUCGCCCAACAUCAGUGCCCGACCUCACUAAUUGUCUAAGUGGCUGAUUGGAAGCAUGUCCCCGCAGCAGUGUUCCAACAUCUAGUGGAAAGCCUUCCCAGAAGAGUGGAGGCUGUUAUAGCACAAAGGGGGGACCAACUCCAUAUUAAUGCCCAUGAUUCUGAAUGAGAUGUUCGACAAGCAGGUGUCCACAUACUUUUGGUCACUUAGUGUACCAAUCGGUGCCCUUCUUUGCGGGUCUUUGAAAAACCUCCCUGGACUUUGUGGUUGAAUAUGUGCUUGAAAUUCACUACUUAAUUGAGGGAUCUUACAGAUAAUUGUAUGUGUGGGGUACAGAGAUGGGGAAGUCAUUCAACAAUCAUGUUAACCACUAUUAUUGUACACAGAAAGAGUCCAUGCAACUUGUUAUGUGAUUUGUUAAAGGGUUGAAUAUUUAUUGAUUUCAGCUUUUCAUUUUUAAUUAAUUUGUAAACAUUUCUAAAAACAUAAUUCCACUUUGACAUUAUGGGGUAUUGUGUGUAGAUCAGUGACACAAAAUCUCAAUUUAAUCAAUUUUAAAGUCAGGCUGUAACACAACAAAAUGUGGAAAAUGUUAAGGGGUGUGAAUACUUUCUGAUGUUUGUUAGCAAAGCUAGUUAAGCUAUAGGACCUGUGAUUGAGAAGCACUCUGACACUGACUUUUCUGCUAGCUUGUCACAUACCGUCUGCCUGCCUGCGAUGCUGUGUUCUACAACCUGAGAUGAUCUGCUGCCUGACUGCUGAAGUUUUGAAUGAUUCCAUUUUACUGCAGCUCAUCAGAGCUGUGAGAGGCUGUUGCUGCAGCUCUGA
Messenger RNA from Coregonus sp. 'balchen', 9395 nucleotides. The record is from the annotation of a GenBank genome assembly. NCBI's taxonomy places the organism in Eukaryota, Metazoa, Chordata, Actinopteri, Salmoniformes, Salmonidae.